Agrilus planipennis (emerald ash borer) is the source of this 1878-nucleotide messenger RNA. Its product is annotated as pre-piRNA 3'-exonuclease trimmer-like. Gene Ontology annotation, molecular function: RNA binding; poly(A)-specific ribonuclease activity. Lineage: Eukaryota; Metazoa; Arthropoda; Insecta; Coleoptera; Buprestidae. Bases 211 to 1824 code for a protein of 537 amino acids. The record is from RefSeq and is a predicted model, not a curated record. Gene Ontology annotation, cellular component: cytoplasm; endoplasmic reticulum. Gene Ontology annotation, biological process: nuclear-transcribed mRNA poly(A) tail shortening. The transcript has 7 exons.
UCUAUAUGUGUGGGGAUGUAGCUCAGUGGUAGAGCGUUCGCUUUGCAUGUGAAAGGCCCCGGGUUCGAUCCCCGGCAUCUCCAGCUAUACUUUUUGUUUCUUAUUUUCGAUUAAUUUCAGUUACAAACACAUCAACAUAACCUCCAAAUAACUGGUGUAAUAAUUUAUUAUACCGAUCAAUCGUUGUUUUCUGUUAUAAAAAUUCGCGUAAUGACCGAGUUGACGAUUAAAAAUUUUAAGGACGAAUAUCCUCGUUUAGUGAAAGCUGUUGAGGAGUGUCGAUUUAUUUCCAUAGAUACUGAAUUUAGUGGCUUAAGUGUUUCAGAUAAGUUACAGACAAGCUUAUUUGAUACCACUCCAGAGCGUUACGAGAAACUUCGGAAAAAUUGCGAACAGUUGAUUCCUGUUCAAUUAGGGAUCACAUGCUUCACCUUUGACUCGGUAAAUUGUUCGUACACUGCGGAUAUUUUCACAAUUUUCUUAUUUCCUCGAACCUUCUCCUUAUACGACAAAAGAUUCGUAUGCCAGUCGUCCUCGUUACAAUUUCUAUGUGAUAACAGUUUUGACUUCAACAAGUUAAUAUACGAAGGUGUUCCCUAUAUAAAUCGGACACAGGAACAAACUUUGGUGGAAGAUUUGAAAAACAAAACAUUUGCUCUCAAUCCGUAUCAAAGUUCGGAAAUUGAGAAUGUGUUAGACGAACAAGGACGAAUUGUAGCCAGUUGGAUAUUUUCAGCUAAAGAUGGAGAUGUACAAGUCCUUCCCCAACUCCAGAAAUACGUUUAUAAUCCAGACAUUUUAUACACUGCUCAUAAACAUUUGCGAGAACGAUUUAAGGAUAGUUUGUGGACGUUUGAGGAUAAAGGACAAUUUACAGUAAAGAAAGUUUCAAAAGAGGAACUGGCUCUGUUAAUAAAAGAGAACGAUUUAGAUAAAAAUAUAAUUUUGGACAUUCUGGGUAUUACGAGACUCUUCCGACUUUUAGUGACCCUUAAAAAGCCAAUCGUUGGUCAUAAUUUGCUGACCGAUUUAAUGUUACUGAUUCACAAUUUGGAAAAUCCACUUCCAACAUCUUACGAAAAAUUCAAACGUCUUGUGAACGAAUUAUUUCCCGCGGUUUAUGACACUAAAUGUUUGAGUUUUAGCAUUUUAAAAAAACACAUACCCAACAGCAAAAGAUGGCAACAGAACACACUUUCUCAUUUGUACAACUAUUUCAAAGGGGGUGAAGGACGCCAUUUGGCCGCCAAUUCUCCCCUUAUACAGCCAAGAGUGCCUUUAGAAAAAUACGACCAGUUUCAUAACGCGGGAUGGGACUCUUAUUGUACAGGGUACAUUUUUAUUAGAAUGGGUCAUAUUUAUGCCACCAACAAAUUCAAACAGAGUAGAAAAUACCUCAGCAACGAGCUUUUCUCUGCAGUUUCAGGCUUUAAAAAUAAAGUUAAUUUGAUAAGGGCAUCUUUAGCGCACAUUCAAUUAGAUGGCGAAGAUCCGCCAUCUUCCCGACCGCCAUAUUUGGUUGUUGAGUCAUCGCGUAAUAAACCGUUAAACAUCUCUCAGAUAGCGUCUAUGUUAAGUUCUUUUGGAUUUGUCGAAGUAAAACCAUUUUCUUUUGGUAGAAAAGCCAUCGUGGCCGUAGACAAUUUUAAUAGUGCUAAAUCCAUUCUUAAAAACUUUGCAAAUCACAAGGAGAUUCGUAUAAAAAUGUAUAGUACUUUUAAACAUUCCCCUGUUGCUAGAACAGCCAUUUGGGGCGGCAUAUUUCUUACUGGUGCUAUCCUAGCAUGGAUGACAAAUAAGAAACUAAAACUAAUAAAUGUUUAAAGUAAAACAAAUGAUUGUACUUUUCGUAGUACAAGAAUAAAAUAAUCGUUAGUU